AUGGAUUUACAAACGGUUUAUACGGAAGGACAUGUCUUCAAAGAAAAUAAAUUGAAGUUUGCUAAAUAUUCGGGGUUUCCCAGAUAUUCAGAGCUUGUUAAUAUUCAGAAACAGUUUGAUCGACCAAAAGAUGAGAACGAUUUGUAUCCUGCUCGGAAUGGGAUCCAUAUUAUCCAUAAAAAGAGGAAAGCAGACGACGCCAAUUUGCAGAUUCACGAUGGCUCUUCUGCACCGAGGUUACACCGCUUGCAUGUUCCUUCUUCUCCUAGUGGUCAUUUACAUGGUCAUUUGGGAGCUCAUGUUGGCUCGUUUUUACAGCAUCAGACAUGUACUUACAACGCAUCUGAUAUCUCUGCAAUAAAUGCCUCAAUAACUGACAUCUCAAGUAGUGCUAUACAGUUCUCUAGUAUGAAUACGCUGCCGGCUGCAACCACAAAGGCGAACUCAAAGCUAACUACAACUGAAGGUGACUAUGCCAUAGUUGUCGGGGAGAUGCUCAAUUCUGGUGGCGAGGCAUAUGAAGUUCUUUCAUUUCUCGGGCGAGGAACUUUCGGCCAGGUUGUCAAGUGCCGCUGUCGAUCAACGAGUCGCUAUGUAGCUAUCAAGAUAUUGAAAAAUCUACCUUCCUAUUUAAGGCAAGGCAAUAUAGAGAUUCAAAUUUUGCAAACACUGGCUCAACAGGAUACAGAGUCUCAUAAUAUUGUCAGGGCGAUUGAGUGCUUUCAACAUAGAAACCAUAUGUGUUUCGUGUUUGAGUUAUUGGAUCAAAACUUAUAUGAGUAUCUCAAGUCAAAUAAGUUUCGUCCACUGACGCUUCCUGAGAUCCGCCCCAUUUCUCAGCAGGUUCUUACGGCCCUAUCAAAGUUAAAGACUCUUGGUUUAAUUCAUGCUGAUUUGAAACCGGAAAAUAUAAUGUUAGUGAAUCCAAACUCAGAAAACAUGCGUUACAGAGUCAAAGUAAUCGACUUUGGUUCUGCAUGCCAUAGCUCCAAAGCUGUUCAAAAUACUUACCUUCAGUCACGUUACUAUCGUGCUCCUGAAAUCCUUCUGGGCUUGCCUUUUGAUGAAGCAAUUGAUAUGUGGUCACUGGGAUGUGUUUUAGCUGAGCUUUUCCUCGGCUGGCCUUUAUAUCCUGGUUCAUCUGAAUAUGAUCAAAUGAGAUACAUAGUAGAAACUCAAGGUUUACCCCCUUCUGAUAUGUUAAAAAAUGCUGGAAAAUGCAACACAUUUUUUGUACGUGAUCAUUAUCGAUGUGAUUGGCGGUUAAAGACUCCGGAAGAAUAUGCUUCUGAAACUGGUCAGCAAGCUAAAGAGGCUAGGAAAUAUUUCUUCAAUUCUCUAAAUCAAAUCCGUGAUGUAAAUGGACAUUCUGCGUCUGACGAAUUAGACCUUGAUAUCGUCGAUCGCCAGCAAUUUACCUAUCUUUUAACGGAGAUGCUAAAAAUGCGUCCAUGUGAUCGAAUAACACCUGAUGUGGCCCUUCAACAUUCGUUCGUAACUAUGACUCACCUUCACUGUCAGCCUUUCGCUAAACGAACUCAAGAAUCUCUCACACUGAUGCAGGUUUGUCAUAGUAACGCACGUAGGCAGCAUGCAACUGAUUUUAAUUCCAAUUCGAAAUGUAUGUCUUUACCACAGAAGGUUGUUAGCACUUUCCCGGAAACUCUUCAUUAUGUUACUUCGAAUAUUAUUGAUACUCGAACUGCAUUGUCUACACAAAUUAACAGCCACCCGUAUCAUCAAGCCAAUCACUCAUCUAACUGUCGGGCUGAUGCUAGAGCUGCAUACUAUGCCGCGGCAGCAGCAGCGGCGGCUGCGUUUUCGGCGAAAUCAACUUCACAGCUCAUUCCAAUUCCUAAUAGUAAUUCAUCCAGCUUCCCAUGCUUGCAUCAGUACUCUUCACUGAAUGCUAUCAAUGAAACUAAUCAUGUGUCUCUUCCUGCUACAGAAUCUAGGAAUGUUUGUGCGAGACCGAGUCAAGUAACUGCUGAUAGUUUACCGGCAACAUAUGCUUCUCCAAUGCAACGUUCUCUUUCGUUCUACGACUUGGUAACUGCUGGUGGUGCUGGUAGUGCAUUAUCCCUACUAAAUGCUGUCACCGCACCUGCGCCAUCACCAUUUUUAAUUAGUAGCUCCAUUCCAGCUCCAAGAGUGCAGCCACUGAGUUGUGUCUCGACAAACUCUUCGCAAACAAACCAUAUCCGACAAAUGCUACAUCAUCCUCUCCAUUCUGUUUAUAUUCAACCUGAACUCAGCAGGUUAUCUGAAGGUGACAAUUCAUUUAUGUUGGAUAUUGUAGGUCGAGAAAAAGGUAAUGGGGCUUGUACUGCUCGUCAAGAGUCCAUUGAUGUGGCGUGUAAACCGAAUACUGGUUUAUGUGAUACUCUGUGUGCUUUAGUAAAUCAGCAACAUUUAUAUCAAUAUCCCGCAACUGCUGUUGCAGCCUUAGCUGUGGCUCAUCACCAGCAAAAUUUCAACAAUAAUCAAAAACAUCCCUCUACUUUAUUUAAGUCCACCCGCAGCAGUGGAUCUGAGUUCGUUAACAAUGUCUCCAGAAGAUGUAGUGAGUGUCAUGGAGCUUGUCCAUCACAUUUAGUCAAAGGUCCAUUGAUUAAUUCGAGAAUCAAUGAGAUAGUUCGAACGGACCUUAAUUGUUCUCGUGCUCCAAUGUAUGAAGUUCAUGGAUCGGUAACUCAACAAUCUCUGUCACGCCAGGACUCUACUUCAUUUCAUUAUCAAGAUCAACAACCUCACAUGGUCAACCAUAGCGAUGUCCACAAACAUUCUGUUGCUCAAGUCCAACCGAGCAAUCCUUUUGUGAAUGAUACAGAUUGCAUGCCUAUGAAUUUAGUAACAAACAACUCAGAACCAGUUGUAAAUAAUGCUGUCAAUUUGUCAAUGCUUCCUCCAAGUUCUUCAUAUAACUCCAAUCGCAUGAAACGUCAGUCUGUCGCUAUAAAUUCUAGUUCUGAGAAUGUAGAUAGGAUUUCUCAUAGUUUAGUUCAACAUGAUACAUUUAGCUGUCCUUCAGAAAUUAUAUCAAAUCCUAAUGCUAUCAAAUCGGAUUGUGGAUUUCCGGGGGCGUACAAGUCAACCUUCGAUUUGAUGUGCCAACAGCGUUCCGAUAAAAAAUACCAGUUGGUCGCGUUCAACCGAUGAUAAAACAAGAGGAUUCAAGUCAUUUACAUUCCUCCAGUCGACCUGUAUCGUCACCUGUCAACUAUAUACCACCUAGUCGAGAGUCUGUUGUCUGGGGAUCAAAUCCAAGUUUGUUUGUAU
Schistosoma mattheei is the source of this 3279-nucleotide messenger RNA. Lineage: Eukaryota; Metazoa; Platyhelminthes; Trematoda; Strigeidida; Schistosomatidae. The record is from the annotation of a GenBank genome assembly.